GAUUUGAACUCCGAAUCAUUUACAAACGGAGCUCCGGCUUUGCUGCUUCUUCCUCCUCGCAGUCUGAGGUGAAUUAAAGUCGUCGGGUGUUGCUGUUACAAUGUCGACAUUAAAGAAAGUUGUAUGGCCCCAAAUCAUUCUCUUCGGUGACUCAAUAACACAGUUUGCCUUUCAAGCGAACGGAUGGGGGUGUGAAAUAGCUCAUAAACUCGAGAGAAAAUGCGACGUGGUAAACAGGGGCUUGUCGGGAUACAACACAAGGUGGGCUAAGAUUGUGCUUCCUCGCAUUGUGCCCAUUUCUGAUGCUCCUAUUGCGGCUGUGACUGUUUUCUUUGGCGCUAAUGAUUGUGCUUUGGAAGACAAGAACCCCGCGCAGCACGUGCAUCUCCAGGAGUUCUCGGAGAAUUUGAAGGACAUUGUCAGAUAUCUGGUGUCUAUAGGAGUGUCCAAUGACAAAAUCAUCUUCAUCACACCGCCACCACUUCAAGAAGCCGCCUGGGAGAAAGAGUGCUUGCUAAAAGGUUCAGCUUUGAAUCGGUUAAACUCUGUGGCUGGUCAGUAUGCGCAGGCCUGCGUUCAGGCUGCAGGACAAUCUGGUGUGGAUGUUCUGGAUCUCUGGACACUCAUGCAAAAAGAUGGACAGGAUUUCUCAGUGUACCUUUCAGAUGGACUGCAUCUUUCUGAUAAAGGAAACCAGUUUGUGGCAAAGUAUUUAUGGACACUUCUUGAGAGGCGAGUGGCUAACUUGCCCUUCAUUCUGCCUUACUGGGGGGAUGUGGACCCAAAAUGCCCUGAGAGCAGUCUACUGUGUGAUUAAACCUCAGGUCAUAUGAUGCACAGCGGAUGAAACACCAUUCAGUUCCUUUGGUUUAAAUUGCAAUAUUUUUGGAUACACUAAUUAUACAUGGUGGAAGGACCAGCCACCAGCCCUAUUUGCAAACAAGGAGUAUUUUGAGUUACUUAAGCAAGUAAAAUGACAAAUGUCACAGAUUAUGUUUGAUGUUCUGCCAAACAAUAUUCAGAUUUCUGUAUUAAAGUUUUGGUGAGGCCAA
Messenger RNA from Pimephales promelas (fathead minnow), 1052 nucleotides. It is a transcript of the gene iah1, whose product is annotated as isoamyl acetate hydrolyzing esterase 1 (putative). Lineage: Eukaryota; Metazoa; Chordata; Actinopteri; Cypriniformes; Leuciscidae. Gene Ontology annotation, molecular function: hydrolase activity, acting on ester bonds. The record is from RefSeq and is a predicted model, not a curated record.